Rana temporaria (common frog) is the source of this 1108-nucleotide messenger RNA. RefSeq names its product SUZ RNA binding domain containing 1 (gene SZRD1). NCBI's taxonomy places the organism in Eukaryota, Metazoa, Chordata, Amphibia, Anura, Ranidae. The coding region runs from base 68 to 523 and encodes 151 amino acids. The record is from RefSeq and is a predicted model, not a curated record. The transcript is spliced from 4 exons.
UGCUGGUGCGGGAGCGGCGCCUGCGCAGUAAAGGCCGGCGCGCGGCCUGGUUUCCGGGGAGCGGAAGAUGGAAGAGGAUGAAGUCGCGGAUAGUUGGGAGGAUGCGGCCGACAGCGGGGAGAUAGAGCGACGGUUGGAGAAGAAGCUGAGGAUUACACAGAGAGAGAAUAAAUCGCGGUCUCCUCCGAAAUUCCCGGUGGUCAUCCAGGACGACUCUAUGCCAUCCGGUCCUCCUCCUCAGAUCAGGAUCCUCAAAAGGCCGACAAGCAACGGCUUGGCAAGCAACUCCCAUUGCAGCAGCCGACCCACCGUGCCUGUAAAGUCGCUGGCGCAGAGGGAAGCGGAGUACGCCGAGGCCAGAAAGCGAAUCCUGGGGAGCGCCAGCCCGGAGGAGGAAGCUGAGAAGCCAGUGGUGGACAGGCCAGCAAGAAUCAGUCAGCUGGAGGAGAACAGACAGCCUAACAAUGUGAUCCGGCAGCCGUUGGGUCCGGAUGGAUCACAGGGUUUCAAACAGAUCAGAUAGACGUCGUCAUGGAGAACUUUGCCAUAGUAAACUGCACUGGCCUGUCACACCAAUGGACUCAAGCGGAGGGAAUCGCCUCAUCUACUUGCACUUUGAUGCCCUUUUGCUCCGCCCACUGUGACCUUAAACCCUGUGCACUGUGACCCCCUCCCUCCUCCCGCCACCCCUGUAGCUCCGACCACUGUGAUUGGCACACCGCCGCAGGCUGCCCCGGGCCUUCUUGGGAACAAGGGAAAGCCACGUUUUUUGUGCGCGUGUACAAUGGGCGGGGAGGGUGGUGAGGAAUCCAUGCCAAGUGCAGGAAAAGAUAGGGGGGGGGGCGCUUUGUGCCUGUAACUGCCACUUCUGUUGAAGUUUCCGCCAGCAAUAAUUACUGUUAGUUGUGUCUCCGGGGAAAGGGAUGUGGGCCGCUAGUUCCCCCAAACCCCCUCCUUUUUCUUCCUACACAUACACGCCGUGUUCCACACAUGAAUUUUCUUAAUGAGUCCACGUCUGCCUCCUCGAUGUGUCGGGGGUCGUCUUAUUAUUUUUUUUCAUAUGGGUUUUUCAGUCUUUUUUUGGAUGUAGUGUGCAUGAGCUUUUCUU